AUGGCCGUCCUCCGGCCCAUCACAGCCCUGACGGCUCUCCUUCUCCUCCCCUUCACAACCCUUGCCCAGAACGCGACGUCGAACCGCACCUAUGACUACAUAGUCAUUGGUUCCGGUCCCGGCGGUGGGCCUUUAGCCUGCAACCUCGCGCACGCAGGCCACUCGACCCUCCUCAUCGAGGCAGGCGACGACCAGUCCUCUGACAUACGCACCAUCAUCGCCAACGGCGGAUACGUCGUCACGCCCACCAACGGCUAG
Colletotrichum spaethianum is the source of this 258-nucleotide messenger RNA. RefSeq lists its product as uncharacterized. The transcript has a single exon. The record is from RefSeq and is a predicted model, not a curated record. The coding region runs from base 1 to 258 and encodes 85 amino acids. NCBI's taxonomy places the organism in Eukaryota, Fungi, Ascomycota, Sordariomycetes, Glomerellales, Glomerellaceae.